CGCCGGAGACCGCAGUCGCGUGCCAUAUCAUAUCCACCGUGUUCGGCCGACAGAUCUGCGCCGCUUGUGUGCCGUAUCGUAAAGCGAUCGAUAUCGUCGUAUUUUUCGUUAUAAUAUCAUUUCAACAGUCGUACACCAUUAUUAUUAAAAUCGCAUCGCAGUAAUAGUGUGCUGCAGUGUGAUUGUCCGACCGUCAUCGCCCGGUCGACGCACCCGCGCGAUUCACCCUCCGCAGUAUAUACACCAGACACCUGACGGACGUCCGCGCGCACAGAAGACUGCGAUAAAAAUAUAUUGAUUCGUACACGCCCUCCGGACUUUACCUGCAAGUAUCGAUAUCGACAGGUUGUGAUGAAAUGAGUUUGGUGGUGUAUUCAAGGUCAGAACAUGUCCGUUUGCGAUUGCUGGGCCAGUUUCAAGUUUUCUCAAAUUAUUUUGUGUCUGAGCUGUCUGCUCUAUAAGAGAUGGUCGGACGCAGAAGCCACCAGACUGUUUUAUUUCUUCGAGAAGUCGUCCAGGGAAUGGCCUUUGCUGAACAACAUCACCAGGAACGGAGCCGGGUCUCUGUUCGCGGAUGUGACUUUUGGCGGUUACAUAAUAAUAUGUGUGGCGCUGUACAUAGCGUACUUGAUGGGCGAGCUGAAGAACAGCAAGAAAACUGAAUCGUUUCUGUUGGUCAUCGGCGCGGCACUGUUCAUCGCCGUCGGCUGUCUGGUGUUGACAGCCGUGGACAGCGUGCCCGGGAACCUGGUUGUCAACGCGCUCGUGCUGGGCACCCUGUCCAUAGUGACGGGCAUGGUGUUCGUGCUGGACACGUGUCUGUCGAACAGGCGGAACGACAAGGAGUCGCACCUGUUGCCGAAGAACACUCGGUACGGCGAUAUUGCGCGCACUAGGGCCGCCGUCGACGGCGCGGUGCACGCGAACGGGACGAACGGAGUGCACGCGAACGGGACGAACGGAGUGCACGCAAACGGGACGAACGGAGUGCACGCGAACGGGACGAACGGAGUGCACGUCAAUGGGACGAACGGCAUGCUGAAGCGGGAGACGGCGGUGGAGAACAAGCAGAAAAACGGCUUGCUGCGGACGGCCGCAAACGGCCGGACGGUGGAGACCAAGAACGAGAGCGUUCAGACGACGACAAGCAGGAACCGCGGGCGACCAGACGAAGACGCCGACGACGACGUCGACGGGGCGGCCACACUUCAGUAUGGUCGCAGGUACUUGGACGACCGCGGGUUCGACGUGGGACACGGACACAGGCACGCCGAGUGGUACGACACGGACAUGGACUUGCCCAAAAUGAAGAAACUCGAGAUCAACGUGCCAGCCGAGGAAUCUCCGGAUUACCGUCGCAGAUUUGUAAACGUUAAGAGCAGUGUUAAACUACAAUCCCCUAGCAUUACGAGCACUGUGCACAAUCAACAGGAAAGUCCAAAGGAGGAAAAUGAGCAUGAAGUGAAAAAUGCUAGAGUACCGUAUGUUUUUUCAGAAAAAAAGAGACCAACUAGACCUACCGAUCUACCCUUGAAAUCCCCCGUGGAGAGAGUGAAUGAUUCGUUACAAAAAUCAGUGAAAAGUAGAUUUUACUUUGGGGCGAACACGGAAGAGCCUAAAUCGCCAAAUGAUCCAGGCUAUGUGCUGCACACAGCGUCAAGAUGGGAAGAACAACCUGCAGCAGCCGUGCCACAAAAUGGAUACAAAAACUUUAAAAGAAGUCAAGUAUAAUCCAUUUUUAAAAAUUUUCUUUCAGGAUCUUUGGGAGAAUUUUCUUCUUCAAGUACGUGUUGGGUUGGAUCAAAUGAUUCCUUAUCGUAUUCUUUAGUACCCAAAAUAUUUGUACCUCUAAUUCUGACAACGG
This is a messenger RNA of Myzus persicae (green peach aphid), 1864 nucleotides long. RefSeq lists its product as uncharacterized. The record is from RefSeq and is a predicted model, not a curated record. NCBI's taxonomy places the organism in Eukaryota, Metazoa, Arthropoda, Insecta, Hemiptera, Aphididae. The coding region runs from base 388 to 1731 and encodes 447 amino acids. The transcript has 6 exons.